Molecule: messenger RNA, 1995 nt
Organism: Bactrocera latifrons
Lineage: Eukaryota; Metazoa; Arthropoda; Insecta; Diptera; Tephritidae
Product: serine/threonine-protein phosphatase 2A regulatory subunit B'' subunit gamma-like
Exons: 3
Coding region: 91-1407 (438 amino acids)
Biological process (GO): T cell homeostasis; B cell homeostasis; cortical cytoskeleton organization
Cellular component (GO): centrosome; spindle
Source: RefSeq, a predicted model, not a curated record
UUUAUUUACUUUUAUUUCAUGAUAAAAAGAAUUUUACGUAAAAGUUUCAUUUCAAAAUUGAAUAUAAAACUGCCAUAAUCUGUGUAUAAAAUGGAACUCGAUCCGGAUAUUGUGAAAGAAUUUGAAAAUCUCGAAGUGUCUACUGAGAAACCAACUGAGGAGCAAUUACGUGAGUUCGACGCAGAUGCGCCAUUGCAGGCACCAGCCAAAACGCUGCAUCCCACUUAUUCGACGAUACCGAAAUUCUUUCAUGCACCACCGCCACAAAACAAUGCACUACGUCAAAAUCUGCGCAAAGAAGCGCAAUCACUCUUUCUACAGAAACGCUCACAAGAGUUGCUGGAUAACGAUGAGCUCGGCGCAUUGUGGACUUUGCUGGAGAAACAUUGCACGCAGGUAACGCCUGUGGGACAGCAACUCAUCUGUUAUGAUGACUACCAAAAGUUGCUGGAAGCAGUGAGCACAAAAUGUCGCAAAUAUUUGACUGCACGUCUAUACGCCAAAUUGCAGUGCCAUUCCAUGUAUCCAGGUAAAGUUGAAAUCGUUUCCAUCUUCAAUUAUACAAUGCGUAAAGUGUGGCUAACACAGGGACGCAUAGGCCUGUCGUUGUACGAUGAAAUCGGCCAAGGUUAUUUGCGCGAAAUCGAUAUGGAGAAUUAUAUUAUUGAUAUUAUACCGACAUUAACACAGAUCAGCAGUUGCGUGCAACCAUCUUUUCAAAGUUUCUAUGUCUGCACGGUGGUGAAAAAAUUUUUCUUCUUUCUCGAUCCAUUGCAUACCGGGCGCAUACGCAUACGUGACAUACUMGGGUCGGGUCUGCUUACCGAAUUGCUAGAACUGCGCGAUGAGGAAACGACAAAAGAGUCGCAGGAGCAAAACUGGUUUUCUAUGCCGUCAGUGCUUACCGUUUAUGGCAACUAUUUAAAUUUGGAUAAAGACCAUAAUGGCAUGCUGAGCAAACAGGAAUUGGCCGGUUAUGGAUCUGGCACGCUGACYUCGGUCUUUCUCGAUCGCGUUUUCGAUGAAUGCCGCACUUUUGAUGGCGAAAUGGAUUAUAAAACUUUUCUCGAUUUCGUUUUGGCGCUCGACAAUAGACACGAACCGCAAUCACUGCAUUAUCUCUUUCGCAUACUAGAUGUGCAACACAAAGGCUACUUGACGGUGCAAACGCUACACUAUUUUUUCAAAGGCAUACAAGAGCAAAUAAACGCAGUUAAUGCGGAAGCGGUGAAUUUCGAAGAUUUGAAAGACGAAAUAUUCGACAUGGUAAAGUCUAAGGACCCAUGCAAAAUUACACUGCAGGAUUUAAUCAAUUGUGGCCAAGCGGAAACUGUCGUCUCUAUACUCAUUGAAUUUCACAAGUUCUGGGCAUACGAAAAUCGUGAGGAUGGCUCACAUAACGUUUAAUUUCCACGCAUUCAAAUCGUAACUUAAUUAUAAGSCUAGGAUAUUAUGUAAAUCGACUUUAGAUUAAGGCGAUGCAGACAGAACAGUUGAAAGGCAGAGCAAUCACUCGUAGCACCGAGUUGUGCCGCUUGAACCAUAAGACUUUGAAUWUGUAAUGUGCUGCCAUUAUUAGGAUAUUCACUAAGCAGUUAAUAAGUACCGAAAAGGUGUAGUUGCGACGUUUACUCUUAAGUGAUUAAGCUUAUUUAUACACAACAACAACAAUGUACAUUCCAGCAAAACGCUACGCAGUAAUUAUUUAUAUGUAAGUAUUUCUGUUUGUUUGUAKUUUUGUUGAUUAGCCACGGCCGCCGUUUUAGCACCAGCGCAAAUUGUGGCGAUCGGCAGUAGCAGGAGUGAAACUAGUUAUUUUUCAUAAGUUAAAAUUAAAAUCCGACCGGCUUUUAUGCCACGCGCGUACCGUUUGCAUUUUUAGUUAAUUUUUUUUUUWAUUUAAUGCGYCUCUGUGCAUGGUGUGCGCACAUUAUUUUUUACUAUUAAGUAGCUUUUAUCUUAUUUUGUUUUGAAGUACUUAAKUGKAUGUGUUUG